AUGCCUAAAGUGAAAAUGCACCACGAACGGAAUUCAUUAACAUGUAAACAGGCUCAGCCUUAUCCGCAGAGCAAUGAGCUCUUUGCUAAGCCGCAGCGAAGUGUCAACAAUAAAAAUCAGAAUAAACUCAAUCAAAAUCCAGUCAGUGCAGAUAAUGUAGUAAAAUGUUUUAUGAAAUGCUUCAAGUCUAAAUCUGAGGCAACUAAAAAAGCAUCGUUGGAGAUUUCAGAGAAGAUGCAGAAAACCAAGAUGGCCGCCGUUGAGAGUAAGCAGGAGACUUCACAAUUAAAGAAACGACUUUCUGAGAUGGAGCAGCAAGGGGAAGAUUUAAAAGAUCAGAUUAAGAAGUUACAGCAAGAAGUUGAUGUGUUCAAGAAUAAGUGUGUAACUGCAAAUCUUAAGUAUACCCAAUUGGAGACUGGCUACGACGAGAAAUUAACUAAUCUUCAAGUCGAGAAGAGCAAACUUCAAAGUGCCAACAAUAAACAAAUAGAGGACUUACAACAAAAGCUGAAGACAACAGAUGAGCAUUUUCAGCAAAUGAUUACUCAAUUGCAAUCCGAGGUGCAGGAAAAAAGUGUUCAGCUAGAUAAACUGCAACUGGAGCACACACAGCUUCAGCAGCAUAGCGGUCAGAUGGGAGCGGCUUUUGAGCAGGAAAAGUUGCAGCUUGAAUAUAAAUUUGAAGGACUGCUUGAACAAAAAGAGGUGUGUAUAUUUUGA
Molecule: messenger RNA, 723 nt
Organism: Drosophila innubila
Lineage: Eukaryota; Metazoa; Arthropoda; Insecta; Diptera; Drosophilidae
Product: mitotic spindle assembly checkpoint protein MAD1-like
Exons: 3
Coding region: 1-723 (240 amino acids)
Source: RefSeq, a predicted model, not a curated record